AUGAGCACUCGGGGCGAGAAGCUGCUGCUGCUGCUGGCGCUGCUACUGUCUCGGGUGGAACCCGAGGAGGAGAAGGAGUCGCUGGAAGUGGACCUGUUGUCAGGUAAGGCGCCCAGGAUGCCCGCUACCUGUGUGACUGUGGUGCGCCUGCACCGGGGUGCAAAGGACGCCUCAUCCGUUCCUCUCCCUCACCCCAGAUUCGAGGACUCAUCUGUGUUUGAAAGGCCAUGCGGCCACCGGACCCUCCCGUCUCGCGUGGUGGGUGGAGAGAACGCGAGACUCGAGAGCUGGCCAUGGCAAGGGAGCCUGCGCCUAUGGGGCAGCCACAUGUGCGGAGCCAGCCUGCUCAGCCGCCGCUGGGUGCUCACUGCCGCCCACUGCUUUGAAACUUCUCUUGAUCCCUUUGAGUGGACGGUCCAGUUUGGGGAGCUGACUUCUAGGCCAGGUAUCUGGAACCUGCAAGCCUACUACAAUCGUUACCAAGUGGAAGAUAUCUAUCUGAACCCCCAAUUCAAGGGGAAGGCACCCUAUGACAUUGCCCUGCUAAGGUUGGACUCCUCUGUCAAGUACACAAACCUUAUCCAGCCUAUUUGCAUCGUUCCCUCCGCGUUGGAAUUCGAGAACCGGACUGACUGCUGGGUGACCGGCUGGGGAGACAUCAGAGAGGGUGAAGAUCUGCCAUCUCCUUACACCCUCCAGGAAGUGCAGGUCUCCAUCAUCAACACCACCAUCUGUAACCACUUGUACCAAAUGUCAGACUUCCGCUAUAGCAUCUGGGGAGACAUGGUUUGUGCCGGACAGCUCGCAGGAGGCAAGGAUUCCUGCUUCGGUGACUCAGGAGGACCCUUAGUCUGCGAACUGGAAGGGCUCUGGUAUCAGAUUGGAAUUGUGAGCUGGGGAGUGGGCUGUGGUCGACCCAACCGGCCUGGAGUCUACACCAACGUUAGUCAGCACUUUGACUGGAUCCGGAUGCUGAUAGCCCGUAAUGGCAUGCCCAGGCCUGACCCCUCCCCUGCACUGCUGUUCCUUACUCUGCUCUGGGUUCCCAGGCUCCUGGGACCAGUCUAA
This is a messenger RNA of Marmota flaviventris (yellow-bellied marmot), 1068 nucleotides long. Its product is annotated as testisin-like. Lineage: Eukaryota; Metazoa; Chordata; Mammalia; Rodentia; Sciuridae. Gene Ontology annotation, molecular function: serine-type endopeptidase activity. Gene Ontology annotation, biological process: proteolysis. The record is from RefSeq and is a predicted model, not a curated record.